Petromyzon marinus (sea lamprey) is the source of this 5229-nucleotide messenger RNA. RefSeq names its product dnaJ homolog subfamily B member 12-like. Gene Ontology annotation, biological process: cellular response to misfolded protein. Gene Ontology annotation, cellular component: endoplasmic reticulum membrane. Gene Ontology annotation, molecular function: Hsp70 protein binding. NCBI's taxonomy places the organism in Eukaryota, Metazoa, Chordata, Hyperoartia, Petromyzontiformes, Petromyzontidae. The record is from RefSeq and is a predicted model, not a curated record.
GCUCGUGUCGCGCAUGCGCGCUGCGGGUACGUGACGCUGCGGGAAGAUGGACGGCAAUCGGGACGAGGCGGCGCGCUGCGUGGAUAUCGCCGAGCGCUCGCUGCGCGCGGGAGAGCGCGACAAGGCGCUCAAGUUCCUGCAAAAGGCCGAGAAGCUCUUCCCCACCGACAAGGCCAAAGCCCUGAUCGACGUAAUCUCUCGCAAUGGGAGCAGCGCGGGACAAAACGGGCAGGCCGAGGCGCCGGGCUCACCGCAAAUGCGCCGCCGAUCGGAAGCGGGCGACGCCAAGGGGCCCGCCGGCUCCACUGAGACGGCCAAGAGCUACACUCAGGAGCAGGUGGAGGCGGUGAAGAGGAUAAAGCGCUGCAAGGAUUACUACGAGAUCCUGGGCGUGGCCAAAGAUGCGCAGGAGGAGGAGUUGAAGAAGUCUUACCGCAAGCUGGCACUCAAGUUCCACCCAGACAAGAACCACGCUCCUGGUGCCACCGAGGCCUUCAAGGGCAUAGGGAACGCGUACGCGGUGCUCAGUAACCCCGAGAAGCGGCGGCGCUAUGACCAGUACGGUGACGAGCAGGCGGCGGCGCCACGGGGCCGGCGCUCGGCGCACGAGCACUCCCGCGAUUUUGAGGCCGACAUCUCCCCCGAGGACCUCUUCAACAUGUUCUUUGGGGGCGGCUUCCCCAGCUCCAAUGUGCAUGUGUACAGCAACGGACAGGCGCGCUACACAUACCACCAGCAGCGCAACACUCGGCCAGACCACCAGCAUGGCGAUCAGGGUGGGUUUACGAUGUUCGUACAGCUGCUGCCCAUCUUCAUCCUGGUGAUCGUAUCCAUCAUCAGCCAGCUCAUGGUGUCCAACCCGCCCUACAGCCUCAGCUACCGCCCGGGCCUGGGCCACACGGAGGCGCGGCACACCAUGCAGCUGGGCGUGCCCUAUUACGUGGACAAGGACUUUGCGCGAGACAACAAGGGGCAGGGCCUGGAGCGCGUGGAGCGCAGCGUGGAGGACGACUACGUCGCCAACCUUCGCAACAACUGCUGGAAGGAGCGACAACAGAAGGAGAACAUGAUCUACAGGGCGCGCUACUUCGGAGACAGCACGCUCUACCACAAGGCGCAGAACAUGGCGACGCCCAGCUGCGCGCGGCUUAACGAGCUGCAGGCCCGCGCCGGAUAGCGGCCCGGCGGGAGCGCCGCACUCACCCGCUCCGGCACACGGGAACCGGAAGCGUGCGUGGGAGGACACUGGGCAUGGGGAAAGUGGUGGAAUGCAGAUAGGGACAGAGGGAGGUGCUCCGUGUGCCCCCUUCUGCUUCCCCAUGUGUGAGAAGCUGUGGGGAAACUGUGGUCGUUCGUGUCUGGGAGGAGGAAGAGGAUGAGGAGAAAGAGGAGGAGAGUCCUGCGCUGUGCCGAGUGAUCCGCCACUCGCCUCGCCCGCGCUCGGCUCCUCUCUCCGCGACGCCACGAACACGCCCGCCGUCCCUCUGCCGCUGCUUCCGCUGCGUCUCCUCUCCGUGUCAAUGCUGCCGUUCCUGCUAUCACUUCAGCCAUCAAUGCUGUCUCUCCCCCCUGAUUCUCCCACUGUCAGGGAUAUCACUCCUUCGCUCUCGCCCAGUCUCUCCGGCUGUCAAUGAUAUCACCGAUGCUCUCACUACCACUGUUAAUGGUGUCUCCCGUUGCUUCUCCCGAUAUCAGUCCCAUCACUGCUGUGCUCCCUCCCACUGUCUCUCCUUCUCUGUCACCACUGCUCUCUCCCACUGUCAAUAUCACUGCUGCGCUCUCUCCCAGUCUCACCCGCUGUCGAUGAUAUCACCGCUGCUAUCACUUCUGCUGCCCUCCCACUGCUUCUCCACUCUCCGUGCGGUUACCCACUACUCUCAACGCUAUCUCCUGCAGCCUGGCGCUCCAGUGUGCAGGAGCAGUGUAAAUGUCUCGACGCGCUCAUCUCAAUGCUGCCUCGUGUCUCGAGAUCGGUCAUUUUAUCACUCCCUCCCUCACCUGCUCGUGCCUGUCCUUCAGUCGACUCAAACGUUGGGGCCGAUUUGAUUUUAAAUCUUGGUCACCUCUAUACGCGUCCGCGGCUCAACCGGAGAAACGUAAAACCACAUUCCCGCAAGUGACACGAGCCCAGCGCUGCGACACCGGCCGCUCGUGACCACGACCGUGGCCGAGGUCCGCAACCGCACGUCACCCGCGACCUCCGCACCGGUGCCCCCCCCGUCGUUUCCGUGCCGGCUAUGGCAGGGUUCUCGUGACCCUCCGCCGCAGCCCGUCUCUUCGCCGCAGCCCGUCUCUUUGCCGCUCGUGGCCCCGGCGCGCGCUGUCUCGGACUCGCGCGACAUUGCGCCACGGCGCUCGGUGCCGCACACGGCCGAUCCCACGCACAACUGCGGUCUCUGUGCUGCUCCACACCCCCCACCCCUCCCUCCUCUGCACACUCCCUGCUGUGUGACACCUCCGCCCAGCCGCUGCCCCCAUCCGCACCUCUCCCCACCACCACCACCUCCUCUCCCCCACAACCCCCAUCCCCUUGCUCCCCUGCAACCGCGCAGCACGAGAGCCGUGCCGCGACUUGCAUGGUGCCCUGUGGCUGCCUGGCCGGCCACCCCGUAGAGAAUCCAGUCCGGGUUUUUGUUUGGCUACGGUCCUUCAUCUCCGAGCCGUCUCUGGGCAGUGUCCGAAGAAUGGGCGGCACGGAGAUCUCUCGGUGUGUAGGUGCCUCGUGCGGCUGGCAAAGCCCAGUCAGGAUCGGCCCAGCGUGCACAUUAAUUAAUAACAAACGCCUAUUUAUAUUUAAGCUCGAAACCAGUUACCGUUCUGUAUAGUCUGAUGGAGGGUAACCUCUGGAAGGAAAACUAUUUUGCGUGAUUUGUAGGACUUUAAAAAUACUGGAAAAUAUUUGUGUUGAAAUAUUAUUGUACAAUACCAUAACUGUGGAUAGGUGUACACAAGUUUAUUGCGAAUGCGUGUGUGUUUAGUCCCCAGUCGUAUCCGAGUGGCGGCUUUGUCACUUUAAUCAAGACUCACGUGUUGCGUCUGUUCACGUCUAAUGCGUUUUAAUUGUACCUUCUGAAGCAGCGUAAUUUUACGGUUGUGGCUUUAGCCCGGGGGGUGGCACACGACCCAGGUAGAGGAUGGAACUGAUGAGAGAAGCUGAGAUCGCCAACGCAGAGAAGUGAACACGACGUCAAGGCACCCGAUGAAGCAACAGGGGUGAGGCUAGGGUCAGGACUAGGGUUGGUGUCUGGUCGGCUAAAUUGAUUAGGGUUAAAGUGAGGCUCAUUGUGAGGUCUUGUACGAGUGUCUGGUUGGAUAGUUGGUGAGAGUUAGCGUGAAUGAAAGGCCGGGUGCUAGUGUUUGGUUGGUUAGGAGAAGGGGUGUAAUGCUCGUGUUGUGUCUGGAAAUUGGUUAGGGGUAGAGUUAAGGUGAGCCAGAAGGUUAAUACUAUUGCCUGGUUGGCUAGAUGGCAAGGGUCAGGGGUAGGGCUAGUACUAAUGUCUGGUUGGUUGUUUGAUUAAGGCGAGCAUGUCUUUGAUUAUCUGGUGAGCCUCACCCCCAAGCUGUUAACCCAUCUUUCCCAUCGUUAAUUUCGAUCUUUUAAGUUCUGCGGCUGGAUUUCAUUGGCGGCGGCCCGCCAUUGCAUCCGAAUCACCAUCGACGGUGCUCCUCUCCUCUCGUUCGCUUGCCGUCGACGGAACACCCCUGACUCCUCACUCCUUGCGCUCCCGCAAGCGCUUCUCUGUGUACUACAGGCUCCGGCGGUGGUGCGGGGGGGACCCAACUCACUCGCACCAACCACGUGGAAAACCUCGCCUUCCCCUGGCUCGGAGCGGCCCCCCACCCUCCCCAACUCAAACAACGCACCCGCCCGCUACCCCCUUCUCACCGCGCUCACCACUCGUAACAUAAUGGCAUAUACAUAUAAACUGUAUAUUACGUGAAUGUAGAGAGACUUAAGUUAUAAUGUGAAAGCUCUAAUGUUGGGGGGGGAGGAGAGUGUUGCAAUGAGAGUCUGUGCGGGACCGCGGUGCGUUGGGGGCUGGGAAAGAGGCGAACACCUUUGGACGACGAUGAGGAUUUUGUAAAAAAGAAAAAUGUACGGUUCGGCACUGCCUGCAAAAUAAAUUAAGAAUAAAGUUUUACAGAUGAACCGCGUGCAUGGUGCCACACGCCGCACGACAGCGGUGCCCGGGGACGCCCACAGGAGCAGCAGCAACGAUGAAAAAUUCAUAAUGUGGGUUAGGUCGCCUAAUGAUAUGGCCAAAUGUGUGUCGUGUAAUCCUCCGCCACCUAACUCGGGCAACCAAAUUCAUUUGUCGCGUGUACAAGCGUGCAGCGACGCAGCAUUUGUUAUUUUUUUCGGCAAGGUCCUUGCAAAUUUAGCGAUUAGCUGAAAUGUUUAUAAUCGACGUGUUAAACGCCUGUACCCAUGCAAGUUUGAUUUCUUUGGCUUCGCCGGGCCGGUGGAGGGUUUCAUGACAAAAACAAAUUGUGGCCAGAUCGUUACGUGGUCUGACCAAUAAAUGUUUUAUUUAAGAAUCGUAACAUUGGCUGGGAAAUGCCGAUGUUUUAAAUUUAAAUCUCUCGCGUCUAAAAUGUAUGCGUCCGCAUCUCGACACGCGUUACGCGAGUGGAGGGACAGCAUCGGGGAAGAAGGUGAAACAGGGAAGGCAACGUGGGAAUUGACAGCGACGCUGGGAGAAGGCGCAGGAACAAUAACGUCAAGGGAUGAUGCCCAGCGAGUCCCCCAGGUGAUUCAUAAUUUACGAUCUGGCCGUGAUUUUUGUGUGGAGCCCUCCACCACUCGACAAUUCAAAGCAAAUAAAAAAUGUCGCGUGGUGGACAAGCGUUUUAACAAUGCGCCAAUUUCGAUUGCUUUCCUUCACGCCAGUGAGCGGGAGAACAAUUCUCGCUGCCAGAUUUUGAAAUUGGAUACGUGACGUUUCGCUGGAAACUGCGUCAAGCACCUUCAGGUCAAAAACCAGGAAAUCGGAAUGUCGGAGAAUAGUUUCAGAGUGGUUAGGGUCAGCUGGGAAGGUAAACACUCAUUAAUGAAAGUGUUGGAACUUAAUGGGUACAGAGAUCCAUUAUAGUAGCUAAGGUAGCAAUAAGCGACUGAACAAUUGAGUGACCGGAUAAAGGGAAAUACAUUUCCUAAAAGUGUCAGGUGCUGGAUUAGGCAAGUGUCGAUGCAUCGAUUCACCAAUUAAAACAUGACGAUUGAGAUUC